UUAUGGCCCGCCUCCCCUAUAAUAGCCAGAAUUGGAAGAUCCUAAAAACCCACCAUUAUUUGCGCAUGCGCUUCUCAACAGCGCUCUGAGGACACAAGAUGGCUUCAACAGCGGAUUACAGUACCUACAAUCAGGCUGGAGCCCAGCAAGGGUAUGGCUCCUAUGCAGCCCAGCCAACUCAAACUUAUGGACAGACUACACAGAGCUACGGUCAACAGGCUUAUGGAACUUAUGGCCAACCUUCUGAUUCCACUUAUACCCAGCCACAGUCCUCUGCAGCUGCCUAUGGACAGGCAGCCUAUGGGACCACAUAUGGACAGCCACCUGCUGCAGAAGGGACCAAUACAGCAGGUUACACUGCAGCCCCUGCAGCCCCCCAGGGAUACACACAGCCUGUGCAGGGAUAUGGGACAGCAGGAUAUGACAGCACCACAGCAGCGGCCUCUACCACCUCUACCCAGGCCUCCUAUGGUACCCAACCAGCCUAUGGCUCCCAACCUGCUUAUGCCGGCUAUGGGCAGCAGCAGCCGGCCUCCACUGCACCCACAAGAGUACAGGAAGUCAGCAAACCACAGGAGAAUACCCAGGCCCAGUCUAACCCAGCCGGCUAUAGCCAAGCCAACCUGGGCUACAGCCAGAAUAAUUACGGUUACCCCCAGGUGCCUGGCUCUUACCCUGUCCAGUCAGUCAGUGCCCAGGCUUCCUACCCUCCUACCAGCUACAGCGCUGCCCCUACCCAGCCUAGCAGCUAUGAACAGAGUACCUACUCCCAGCCUGCAGGCUAUACCCAGCAGCAGAGUGGAUAUGGGCAGCAGGCAAACUAUAACCAACAAAGCUCCUAUGGUCAGCAGGGAAGCUAUGGACAACAGCCCAGCAACUACCCACCCCCAUCCAGCUCCUCAUACAGUCAGCCACCUCCUAGCCAGUAUGGUCAGCAGAGUGGCGGUGGUGGUGGCGGCGGCAGCAGCGGUAGUAACUAUGGGCAACAAGGUGACUACAGUCAACAGAACCAGUAUAGCAGUUACAGGCAGGAUCACCCUAACAGCUUGAGUGGUGGCGGCUUCUCGGGGCCAGAGCCAGGAGGCUUCCCUGGUCUAGGGGAGAGCCGUGGUAUGGGAGGUGGGGAGAGCCGGAGCCGUGGAAGAGGAGGCUUUGACAGGGGAGUCAUGAACAGAGGAGGAGGGCGUGGGGGACUUGGGCGAGGAGGCAUGGGCAUCGCUGGAGACAGAGGUGGCUUCAUUAAGCCUGGUGGCCCCGUGGAUGAUGGACCAGAUCCAGAGCCUGCUCCUAAAGAAACGGAUGACUCUGAAAACAACACUGUUUAUGUUCAGGGGCUGUGUGAAAAUGUGACGUUGGAGGAAGUAGCAGACUUCUUCAAGCACUGUGGAAUCAUUAAGAUUAACAAGAGAACCGGCCUGCCUGCCAUUAACAUUUACACGGAUAAAGACACUGGGAAGCCAAAGGGAGAUGCAACAGUGAGCUAUGAAGAUGCUCCAAUUGCCAAAACAGCAGCAGAGUGGUUUGAUGGCAAAGACUUCCAGGGUAAGAAGCUGAAGGUGUCCAUGGCUCGGAGGAAGCCCCUGAUGGGCCUCAUGCGAGGGGGAAUGAUGCCCCGGGAUAUGAGAGGCCCUCCUCUAGGACGUGGUGGUAUGAUGGGCCGUGGUGGUGGUGGAAGAGGAGGCGACAGGGGUGUAUUCCCUCCCAGAGGGGGACCACGUGGGGGAGGAAGAGGGGGGCCCGUGGGUGGGAACAUGCAGCAGAGAGCUGGAGACUGGCAGUGCCUCAACCCUGGCUGUGGUAACCAGAACUUUGCCUGGCGGAUGGAGUGCAAUCAGUGCAAAGCUCCCAAACCUGAAGGAUUCAUGCCUCCUCCAUUCCCUCCACCAGGUGGUGAUAGGGGAAGAGGUGGUCCCGGUAUGCGUGGAGGCAGGGGGAUGGACCGCGGGGGUCCUGGUGGGUUCAGAGGAGGGCGAGGAGGAGAUCGUGGGGGCGGAUUCCGAGGGGGCCGAGGGAUGGACAGAGGAGGAUUCGUUGGGGGUAGGAGGGGUGGUCCGCCCAUGGAGCUGAUGGGAGGUCGAGGAGGUAGAAGAGGAGGAGGACCCCCGGGGAAAAUGGAGAUGAAGGGGGAUCAUCGUCAGGACCGUCGUGAUAGACCCUAUUGAAGUACAGCACAACCUACGUGAAUUCCCAUAUAAUACAGGAUUUAUUUUUUAAAAUAGUACACAUUUUAAAGUUAUAAUUCCAUAUUUAUAAGGUUGGCAUUUAUUAUGGAAAGUUUUUUGUUCCAGCAUUCUUUCAUUGCUAAUAGUGAUAACAAAGAAAUGGCUUCAGUGAAUUUCUACUGGUUUUUUUUUUGUUCUUUUUUUUAGUUCCGGUUAAACAUAUAUGAAGUAAAUAAGAACUACUGAACGCAUGCUUAAACACUCGAGUACAGACAACAGAUUGUUGAAGGUGUUAUGUUUGUGAAACCUGGUGACAUGCCGUUUUUAGAAAUGUUUCGAUGUAUCAACCCCCACGUCACCUUUUCCUUUUUUGAAACUCAUUUCCUUUAAAAAAAAAAAAAAAAGAAAAGAAAAAAACUUUGAAAAAUUAAAGAAAUUCAAUGUAGAAAAAAUGUUUGCCUCUUUUAGUACCAUUUUAAUACUAGGGGUGUCUGACUGUACCUCUGUCACACUUGCAUUGUUUCAUAUAGGUGGAAAGCAGCUAAUUUAAAUUGUAAUGAAACUUGGCAUUUAAUAUGUAAGUUAUUGGGAGAAUCAGGUUGUAGGGAUAUUAGAGGUGAUUUUCCACAUACUGUUGUAAAUCGGUCGUUUUGAAUAUUUUACCUUGUUACUUGUCUCCAAUUAGCUUACUAAUCACAUCUAGGUCUUUAAAUACUACUUACAAUUUUCAUUAAACUAUUCUUGCUGUUUACUGCUCUUUGCUGUAUACAUAUUGGUCAUGUUUGGGUUUUUUCCAGCGGUGGCAGGGGAUGUAUGUUACUCGCUACUGUACUUGGUCUCAAUGGUCAUUGGUUGAAAUGCACACAGCAGUCUGUACCAUGAAAUAUGACAAAUCCUAUAUUGUAAUUUAAACUGGCACAAUAUUAACAUUAUGGUGGUGAACAUGGGAACACCAAAAAACUCCUGCUUAUGUAAGUUUUUUGUUGACUUUAUAGAAAAAAUUGUACAUCAAGAGGAGUUGUGAUUUCAUCCAAAACAUAGCUUUAGUGAAGUAUUUUUCAUGACAUGGUCUGAGAACAAAGCACCACUAGGUGGCAGACUCUGACAGUAUAGGGAAGAUUCAUCAUCUUCCAAGUCAUUCUAUUCAUACCAGUUUACAUUAGGACUGUCAUCUGCAGGCAGCAAAAAAAUAUAUAUAUGUCUGAUUGUAGGGGUGAGAUAUCCUAUUAAAUUUACAGUAAACCCUG
This is a messenger RNA of Acipenser ruthenus (sterlet), 3409 nucleotides long. RefSeq names its product RNA-binding protein EWS-like. The transcript has 18 exons. Bases 99 to 2162 code for a protein of 687 amino acids. NCBI's taxonomy places the organism in Eukaryota, Metazoa, Chordata, Actinopteri, Acipenseriformes, Acipenseridae. Gene Ontology annotation, biological process: regulation of DNA-templated transcription. Gene Ontology annotation, cellular component: nucleus. The record is from RefSeq and is a predicted model, not a curated record. Gene Ontology annotation, molecular function: RNA binding; transcription coregulator activity.